CUGCUUGUUCCUGUGGUGCUGUUAGCAGAGUAGCAGCACAAGGGCUUGAUUGAAGAACUUCUUUAAAAAGGGAAAGAUGGAUUUGGGUGAAUUUUGGGCGAUUUUCGGUCCUGGCUUCGCCGGUGCUGUAUUUGGUGCCGGUUGGUGGUUUUGGGUCGACGCCGUUGUUUGCAGUUCCGUCAAGGUCUCCUUCGUGCAUUACCUUCCUGGGAUUUUCGCGUCAUUGGCCGCUCUGAUGUUCAAUUGCGUUAGAAGAGAAGACAUUGAUUACUCCCCCUAUGAGGAAGGAGAGUGGAGAUUGAAGCUUUGGCUUUUCUUUGCUUACGUUGUAUCCUUUGUAUCUCUAGCGGCAUCUGUCGGCUUAUUAAUACAAGAUUCACUUGUGAAAUCUGGUCCUUCGGUGUGGACAGGGGUUGCAGGUGUCCUGCAAUGUGUGUUUGUGUUGAUCAGUGGGUUGAUUUACUGGACAUCUCAUUUAGACUAAGAUGGGGAAUUGGGAAGCCGAUGAUUUGGAAUGGAAACACGUGCACGUCUACUCUAAUUUGUCUUUUCAGUGGGGAAAAAGAAAGUCUCACCUCCUAUGAUUCUUUUUGGGGUUUGAGGAAGGUAGUUUUAUGUAAAUGUGUAUGUUGAUAAUGUUGACUACGAAUAUGUACAAAUGGACCAGGACCCAGCCGAAAACUGCUCAUGCUGAUGGGAUUGUGGUUUAUCAAAUACUUUUGGGGUCCUUAGAGAUUGGAAAUCUUGAUUAUAAAACUAACAGGAUUGAGAUCACUCAGUUUAACUGGUAGAUGACUGUAGAUGGGCUUAUUCAGAUGGUCAUUUGGUUUUCAAAUCAAGGAUGUCAUUUAA
Molecule: messenger RNA, 852 nt
Organism: Telopea speciosissima
Lineage: Eukaryota; Viridiplantae; Streptophyta; Magnoliopsida; Proteales; Proteaceae
Product: transmembrane protein 50 homolog
Exons: 4
Coding region: 77-484 (135 amino acids)
Biological process (GO): late endosome to vacuole transport via multivesicular body sorting pathway; protein targeting to vacuole
Source: RefSeq, a predicted model, not a curated record